Trichomonas vaginalis G3 is the source of this 1755-nucleotide messenger RNA. Its product is annotated as vesicle docking involved in exocytosis. Gene Ontology annotation, biological process: vesicle-mediated transport; intracellular protein transport. The coding region runs from base 1 to 1755 and encodes 584 amino acids. The transcript has a single exon. The record is from RefSeq and is a predicted model, not a curated record. Gene Ontology annotation, cellular component: vacuole; CORVET complex. Lineage: Eukaryota; Parabasalia; Trichomonadida; Trichomonadidae.
AUGGCGUCGCAAGAAAAUCUUUAUUCCUCAUUUCAGAUUGUUGAUGAAGAAGAAUUUUUAUCAUAUUUUAAGAAAUUAGGUGAAGCCAUUCUCGUCAUUCCAAAAGAAAUCCUAUAUUUCGCAAAUGUUGCACUUUCAAAAAAUUGUAUGGGAGCAGCAAAGAAAAAGGUAACAUUAGACACAAUUAAAUCGAGUGAAGCAACAGAAACUGUUGCAGUUUUGUGUAUAGACGACCCUGUGAUGCUAACAAAAAUUUGUAAAAAAUUAGAGUUAGUUCCGAAAUACAAGAAACACAUAAUAAUGAUACCAAGAUAUAGUCCAAGCUGCCAAUCCACAUUUGAAAAGAUUCCAAAUCAUGAAGAUAUUCAUAUCACCGAAUUUCAUGCCGAAAUUAUACCAAUAGCACCUGAUAAAUUCAUUGUUCCUGUUCCAUUAGCUUAUAAUAAUUGCUUCUGUGAGGCAGAUAUAUCAGAUGUUUAUACGAUUUCACGUGCUUUGCUCAGAUUGACGUUAAUUCACGGUUUUCCAUCAAGAGUAUUUACAGCAGGCACUAUAUCAAGACGAGUAUACGAAUUGAUGCAGAAUUUAAAGCAUCAGAUCUGUUCAGAUAAUUCAUCAACUUAUUUUUCCACGAAAGGCGCAAAGUACGAUGAUCUUUUCAUAAUUGAUAGAUCAUGCGACAAUAUUACACCAUUUGUUACACAAUGCACUUACGCCGGAAGACUUGACGAAGCAUUUAAUCCGAAAUACGGUUUCAUGGAGCUCCCAGACGGAAUUCAAUUAGAAGGAUAUGCACCAAAUAGUACCAUAAGACUUGAUGACAACGAUUUGGUCUACAAAGAGGUUAAAUCAAUGAAUAUCGCAUUUGCUUUUGAUUGGAUGCGGAAUAUUUCAACAGAAGCCACGAAAAUACAAGGUUUACUAAACAAAACAAGGGGUACACCCGAAUGGAGACAACACAGUCGAAGAGCAACCGAAAUUUUGAAAAUUCGACCGUUUAAUAACCUCCAUUACCAGCUGAUUGAUCGAAUUCCUAUGGCGCAGACGUAUGUUAAGCACAUGAGGGACUUCCAAUUCGACGUAAUCUUCAACAACUCCACUGAUUUUGAUCAAAUUUAUGAUUUCAUCCACAGAGGAAGGUAUUCUGACGCUCUACAGAUGCUUAUUCUCUCAAGUGUUACCAGUGACGGCAUUCCGCAGUCACAACUCAAAAAAUUUGAGGAAAUUUUAUUAUCAUUAAUUGGUUUUGACUUCGUUCCUGACUGGAUUCGGCUACAGGCAGGCGGACUGAUCACUCCUAGAACGUUUUUGAAGUUCGGAUCGAAGUUUUCGACCGUAAUGAGAGAAUUAAAACUUUUGAUUGACGACGAAAAGGCUCCUACCAACGAUUUCUAUGCAGGAUAUUACCCAAUAACUGCUAGAUUGGUCGAGAACUGCCUCAAAACUGGCUGGGGACCUUCUUCUGUCUGUAAUAAGACAAUGAAGAACAUGGGAAUCGAAUUGAACACGUACAAAGUAGAUGAACAACAGCCUCCGAAGAAGUCUAGCGAUGGGAAACCAUUCAGGAGAGUUCUGGUGUUUGUUGUUGGUGGAAUGACGAUUUCGGAAAUGUCAAUUUUCGAAAAAAUGGGUGAACAACUCUUCAGUGACAACCAAGAGUUUUCAUAUCAAUUCCACUGCGGAUCAACAGACUUAAUCACUAGAACUCGCUUAGUUGAAACUUUUUGUCCGUCCCUCGCCAAAAAUACCAUCUAA